GUACCGGUUCAGGUGGAUACAGGAACAUCAGGUGAUAUUCAAAAGCCUCUACCCGCAUCCAGACUUAGCGCCGCAACUUGUCAAGCCUCGGCUUGCGACGAGAUGGUGGGAGCUGUCGGCAUCUCGUUCCUCGUUGUUGAUCUCCAGACCGACUUGUCUAGGCCGACAUUGAAAUUGUUCUGCGUCUCAAUAUUCAAGUUACUUGGAUAUAGGCCCAGGUACUCGAGUCCUACCUUUCUCUUAUUCAAAUCAGUUGCAAUUCGACCAUCCGAAACAUGUCCGAAGCAUGAUCGGAUCCAUAACCUGAGCUCUUCUACGCGUACAUCGCCCAUCAACGCGACAGUGACCGGUGACCUCUAGCAAAUACAGCCAUGCCGGAGCGAAUACCAUUGUCACAUAGUCGGAAGCGGAAAAGGAGACGCCAGGAUAAAUCUGCGAUAUCUGCCCGACUGGUGUUAGAUGACCAUGUGAAAGGGGAUGUUGGAAUCCUGUCCGAGGAUCUAUUCGCAGAUUUAUUCCCUGCUCUAGCUCUGGCACUAGAGAAUGGUAAUGGCGCAACUAAUGCCCCCGAAUUCCAUCAUGUCGCCAUCUCUCCAUGGGCCCCGUCAACGUUCGUUGAAGACUCCACCUGGACAGUAGUUCCUGUUAGACCUUCGAGCGCGCUUGCACAUUCAACCGUACAAUUCUCGCCUGCGUCUUUAGCCUUACAAAGCUUCGCAGAAGCUCUCCAGAAAAUUGCCCCCUCCAAGCUAUCAAGUCAUAGUCGGAGUGGGAUUGAAAUCAGGAUCCUCGAUGUGAUACCGCUUCCACUGGAUACGGUCUUUGUGACCAUCGAGGCAGAUUUAGCAAGAAGAUUGGAAAAUGGCGAAGGGACAUUUCACGGAGAGCAUACACGGGUAAAUGGGCUGCCAAACGGGAAGGCGAUUGCAAAGAUACCUGAAGACCGCCUGACAGCAGCAAUACGAGAAUCAUUAGGUGCACUGAGAAUUGUUCAUACCGGCGAUUUCUUUUCCCUGCCUCUUCCACCACACCCAAUUACCCAUGUGCCCCCGCCACCCGCCAAAGUCACGCUCUCGGAACCUGUUGGACAAGGAAUUCUAUCUGCGCGGACGAGAAUUAUCAUCACACAAACUGGGCAUCAUGCCAAGAGCGUGCGGAAGUCUCAGCCGCUUCCAGUCAAUCGUGGUUUGAAUGGAGUCAUGGAAGAUGAUGAAGACACUUCAAAUGACCAAUUUUAUUCCGCAGCCGAGGACCGGUACAAGACUGAUACAGCUGUAGAGGAUGGAACAGAAACGGAAACAGAGACCGAGCUUUCAGAAGUGGACAAUGAUGAUCUCUCUGAUGACUCCAUGGAUGAUCUGAUCUCCCUACAGGCACCCUCACUUCCGGCUCACAAUGCAAGUGGCAUAUCAACUAUGCAAGCAGGCACUCCGAUGACCCUUGGCCGCGGCCGAAAGACCGAUGGAAUCAGUACUCCUGGUUCAGUAUUUUCUUCAUUUACUGCAACCACGGCAAGGGCUGGUGGCCAACGGGGACGGCUGUUCAAAGCCCAGGGACUUGUGAAGCCUCUCCAGGAAGAGACACUCCAUCCGAAGCCGAGCAGCGAGGACGAUGAGGAGGCCAGGAUAUACGUCGACAUCAAUUCUUUGACGAAGAUUGGCUGUUUUUCAGGAGAUUGGGUACGACUAGAAGCUGCACCCGAGCCUCCGCAGCAAGGCACCGGCCUGUGGGGCCUAGGGAGUUUCGGCGCUCCCGAGCAAGAGGAUUCUAUCUGGCGACCAGUGAAGGUUUUUGGCCUGCCAGAAAGUUACUCCCAUCGGCCAAUAACGAAGAUAUCUACAAGCAAGCAGGACGGAAGACGUUUAUCCUUUUUUGAAUCCCAAGUUCAAAAGCCAUCUAGCCCUACUGUUUAUCUUUCUCCUAUCCUUCUAGCCAACAUGGAGAACACGCCAUAUUGCAGGCUUUCUCCCUUGAAACGGACGCCGCUACCCAUGAGAGCCCCACUACCCAAGAUUACUGGUGCAUCUCGACCUCCUUUUGCACGAGAGCUCACUCUUCUGAAGAUCAGCACACCGUUCUCAACGGAACGGACUUUGCAAAACGCAUUCUUCUCCGGUCUGAAGCGCCAUUUCACCAGUCGCACUCGAAUCGUCCAGAAAGGCGAUCUCUUGGCUAUUCCAAUCGAUGAAGAUCUUGGCCGUACCUUGUAUCAGCCAGCAGCGAACGACGAUUUAGAGAUCGAUGAUCUGUUAUCGAACACCGUCCUAGAUAAUUCUCGACCCGCCAAACCAGCCAAGGCAACAGGCGUUGCAUGGUUUAGAGUCGGUUAUAUUGGUGCUGCGAAGGAUAACCCCGAACAGGGUGAAGAGGAGAAUCUUUGGGGUGGAGUUGCAUCGAUAGAUGUGUCUUCAACACACAUGAUGCAAUCUGGGAGCGAGAAUAGUCGAUUGCCAGCGACGAUGGAGAACUCUUGGGAGUACUAUCUGGGGCUCAAGUCCAUAUCAAAGUCGGACACAGAAUUAACUUCCAUGCCAGAACCGGUAAGGCAUCACAUCCCAGCCCUUCAACGCCGAUUGAGAGAGUUGAUUGCAGCCGCCACGAGUCCUCGUGCCAUCCAUUUAAAACUACAACCACUGGCGAUCCUUUUGGUUUCUACUCAAAGGAAUAUUGGCAAAACUACAAUGUCAAAGCGUGCAUGUUCUGACAUUGGGCUACACACCUUUACAGUCGACGCAUACGACAUUGUUAGUGAGGGUAGCGCUGGCAGCGAUGUUAAAUCAGCUGGAAUUCUAGAAGCACGUGCUGAACGAGCAAUGACCUGUGGCCCGGAAUAUUGCGCGCUAUUGAUCAGACAUAUUGAAGCUUUGACAGCAGACAGAAUGAUCGCCGCCCUCAAAGAAAUAUUGGCUGGAUCAAGAGUCCUCAUAGCGACUACUACUGAGGUUGACAAAGUCCCAGAUGGCGUUAGAGCUCUCUUCACCCAUGAGCUAGAGAUGACUGCACCUGACGAAUGGGAAAGAGAAGGCAUUUUGAGGAGCAUCAUAGAUGACCAGCCAGUCGCUCUCGCUCCUGAUGUCGAACUCAGUGGAGUUGCAGUCAAGACUGCCGCACUUGUCGCGGGCGAUCUCGUUGAUGUUGUUGACAGAGCUCUCGCAGCUCGAAACUCACGAAUUGAAGCGCUGGCUUCUAUGUCUUCUGAUUCAGAAAAUGCUGUUACAGUUCGUGAUGUUCUGGUUGCUGGUGGUCCCGCUGGUAGGUGUCUCACGAAAGCCGACUUCGAGCUUGCAGUUGAAGCAGCUCGCAAGAAUUUUGCGGAUGCCAUCGGUGCUCCGAAGAUUCCCAACGUCAGUUGGAACGAUGUUGGAGGUCUUACGAACGUCAAGGAUGCUGUCAUGGAGACUAUUCAGCUGCCCCUCGAACGCCCGGAACUGUUUGCAAAGGGCAUGAAGAAACGAUCUGGUAUCUUGUUCUAUGGACCGCCUGGAACCGGCAAGACUUUGCUUGCAAAGGCUAUUGCCACAGAGUUUAGUCUCAACUUCUUCAGCGUCAAAGGCCCAGAACUGCUGAAUAUGUACAUUGGUGAGUCUGAAGCCAAUGUACGUCGCGUUUUCCAGCGUGCCAGAGAUGCACGUCCUUGCGUCGUCUUCUUCGAUGAACUCGAUUCAGUAGCACCCAAAAGAGGAAACCAGGGCGAUAGCGGUGGAGUUAUGGAUCGAAUUGUCUCUCAAUUAUUGGCUGAGCUUGACGGCAUGUCUGAUGGUAAGGAUGGUGGUGGAGGUGUCUUUGUAAUUGGUGCCACCAACAGGCCAGAUCUGCUUGAUGCUGCUUUACUGCGUCCGGGCCGAUUUGACAAGAUGCUUUAUCUGGGAGUCAGCGAUACCCAUGAAAAGCAGCUGACCAUUAUGGAGGCAUUGACAAGAAAAUUCACACUCCAUCCCACCCUCUCACUACCACGUAUUGCCUCUCGCCUCCCAUUCACAUACACGGGAGCCGAUUUCUAUGCGCUUUGCUCCGAUGCCAUGCUCAAAGCCGUCACUCGCCAAGCUUCCCUGGUUGAUUCUAAAAUUGCCCAGAUCAACAAUACUAACAUUGCAUCGGGGAGAUCCAAGAUUUCCACAGCGUACUUCUUUGAUCACUUCGCUAGCAAAGAAGACGUAGCGGUCAUGGUCACGGAAGAAGAUUUCAUCAAUGCUGAAAAGGAACUGGUACCUAGUGUUAGUGCAAAGGAAUUAGAACAUUAUGGUAUGGUGCGGGCGCAAUUCGAGAAGGUCGAAGAUAAGGACAAGGAGAAGAGCAAUGGCCGUGUUGAUAAAGGCAAGGGAAAAGUCAUUGAUGGAAUUCCAGACUGGCAGAAGAGCAACGGGGCAGGAGGAGGAGACCAUUCACAUCGGCCACGUAGUAACGGGAGAGGCAAAAGCAAAGAGAAAGUUGCUGAUAGGAAAGGAAAGGGGAAAGAGAAAGCUAUGGGCAGCUGGGAUGGCAGUGAGGGAGACGAGGAUCAGGAAGUCCUCGAUGAGAGGACCAAUGGGUUUGUUGGGAUGGGCAAGGGCAAGGGCAAGGGCAAGGCGAUCGACAUGGGAUUCCAAGACGGAGAGGAUGAAGAUGAGGGCUUGUACUGAUUGACUGAUACUUCGGCACUAUUUGGACGAAUAGUCAGGUAAAUGUGGCAUAUCGUUGCGAAAAGCUCUGUGGCCUUCCUUUAAGAACCAUGCUCUCUCGUCCCUGCCGGUUCGGUUUGAAUAAACGGCACCUGACCAAGUGGUUUCUUAAAAGUCUCACACAACAUCAAGAGUGGCUCAGAACCGUGCCCGAUACGGACAAUAUUUCAGCAAGGCAAGUUUGUGUCGCCUCUCGAGAUUACCAUUCCAGAUCAUAUGGGUGCAUCUUUAGGUCCACAUAGUGUGUUUCGUCCCUUGAAGUACAAAAUAUCCCUGGGACAUAUAUCCUACUGUCGUGGAACGUCCACAAUUAUCAUUGAUGUCCUCGAAAUGAAUCCGUAAUUCUCUGAAUAGUGGUCGAUCAUGAAGACUACAGUGACGCUUUUGUGUCUUGCUGUGGCCGUCAGUGCCGUACCCGCUGCUAUUCACAUCGGCACGCUUUCCCAAGCUCAUCGACCCGCAUCAUCUUACCUUCUUCCCAGACAUCGAGAUCCCAGCAGACAGCGCCGCACCGAACUCCCUCUCCAGGAACGAUCCUUCCUACAUCCCCUUCUUCGGUCCCCAAUGCGUAGCCGGAGACGUCACUAACGAAUGUUAUCUUCAAUAUACGCAAGCUCUUUGUAUCCAUACUACCCUAUUAGACAACCAUAGAUAUUUCCACGUUAAUUCCACUUUUGACCAG
Messenger RNA from Cadophora gregata, 5340 nucleotides. It is a transcript of the gene PEX6, whose product is annotated as peroxisomal assembly protein. Lineage: Eukaryota; Fungi; Ascomycota; Leotiomycetes; Helotiales; Ploettnerulaceae. Gene Ontology annotation, biological process: protein import into peroxisome matrix. Gene Ontology annotation, cellular component: peroxisomal membrane; cytosol. The record is from RefSeq and is a predicted model, not a curated record. The transcript is spliced from 5 exons. Gene Ontology annotation, molecular function: ATP binding; ATP hydrolysis activity. The coding region runs from base 372 to 4619 and encodes 1415 amino acids.